This is a messenger RNA of Phalacrocorax carbo (great cormorant), 4416 nucleotides long. The record is from RefSeq and is a predicted model, not a curated record. Lineage: Eukaryota; Metazoa; Chordata; Aves; Suliformes; Phalacrocoracidae.
AUGAACUGCAAGGAAGAACAGUCACUCAGGGAGGCUCUUCCAGGAAAGCUGCUGCUCCAGUUUACAGGUGCCUGGGUGUGGAUCCCUGACUGUGUCAAAGUCUGGAGGGUGGCAGAAAUAACCAGAGGCUACGAGGAAGGAGAUGCCAUUCUUCAUCUCCACCUGGAAGAUGGCUCGGCGCUGGCCUACCCCAUCGAGUUUCAGCUGCUGCCUCUCUGCAACCCUGACUGCCUCUCAGGUGCCGAUGACCUGGUGGCCCUGAGCUACCUGCAUGAGCCAGCUGUGCUGCACUUGCUCCACUGGUGCUUCCUGGAGGCCAAUGUCAUCUACACCUACUGCUGUAUUAUUCUUGUUGCUAUCAACCCCUACAAGUCAUUGCCCAUCUAUGAGGAAGAGGUGAUUUAUGCCUACAGCGGCUGUGAAAUAGGUGACAUGGAUCCCCACAUCUUUGCUUUGGCAGAGGAGGCAUACAAGCAGAUGGUGAGGUUUGGGAAGAAACAGUCCCUCAUCAUCAGUGGUGAGUCAGGUGCAGGGAAGACUGCAUCAGCCAAGUAUGCCGUGAGAUACUUCACCACUGUUGGGGGCUGCCUGGGUGACUCUAGCAUGGAGGAGAAGGUGCUGGCCUCCAGCCCUAUUAUGGAGGCCUUUGGGAACACAAAGACAACCAGGAAUGACAACAGUAGCUGCUUUGGGAAGUAUAUUGAGAUUGGCUUCAGCCAAGCGCAUGUCACAGGGGCCACCAUCAAAACCUACCUGCUGGAGAAGUCCCAUGUCACCUUCCAGGCGAAAGCAGAGAGAAACUACCACAUAUUCUACCAGCUCUGUGCCUCAGCCACCCUGCAUGAGCUCCAGGGCCUGGGUGGGGCAGAGUCCUUCCACUACACCUGCCAGGGCCAGUGCACUGCUGCCCAGAGCACCAAUGAUGCGGCCGACCUGGACAGCAUGCAGCAUGCCUUCUCGCUCCUGGGUGUCCCCGAGGCCAACCAGCUGGAGCUAUUCAGCAUCCUGGCUGCCAUACUUCACCUGGGCAACAUUGUGGUUGGAGGGAGGGACCACUGUGGGGAUGGCUGCUUCGUGGAGCCUGUCAAUGAAGCCCUAGGGCUGUUCUGCACAUUGCUGGGUGUUGAGGCAUUGCAGGUGACAUGCUGGCUCUGCCACCGCAAGCUGGUCACUGCCGGUGAGACCUACCUGAAGCCCCUCUCCAGGCAGCAGGCACUUGACUCCCGGGAUGCCCUGGCCAAGCACAUGUAUGGGCAGGUCUUCAGAUGGAUGGUGAGCAGGGUCAACUGUGUCCUGUGGUCACUGGAGGGUCACCGUACCUCCAUUGGCAUUCUGGACAUCUAUGGGUUUGAGAUGCUUGAGCUCAACAGCUUUGAGCAGUUCUGCAUCAACUAUGCCAAUGAGAAGCUGCAGCAGCUCUUCAACCUACACGUCUUCAGGCUGGAGCAGGAGUAUGUGACCGAGGAGAUCCCUUGGGUCUUCAUUAACUUCUGUGACAACCAGCCAUACAUUGAGCUCAUUGAGGGCCGGCUUGGCAUCCUGGACCUGCUGAAUGAGGCGUGCAAGGGGUGCUGGGAGCAGGCUGCUGUGGCCACCCAGAGCCCCCCUGCUGCCCCUUCUGACCUGUCUUCCUUUCAGAUGCCCCAAGGCAGUGAUGGAAGCUGGGCCCAGAAGCUUUACCAGACCCAUCUCAACUGCUCCCACUUCCAGAAGCCCAAGAGGCCCACGGAUGCUUUUGUUGUCUGCCACUUUGCUGGCAAGGUGGAACACCAGUGUGAUGGGUUUGUGGAGAAGAAUAGGGAUGCUGUCCCUGAGGAGCUGGUGGGGCUGCUGCAGGCCAGCAAGCUCUGCUCUGUGCAGUCUGCCCUGCUCGCUGAGGUCUUCCUGGAGGAAGGGGAUGGCCCCAUGUCCCUGCAGUCCCACAGGUCCAGUGCUCCUAGGAUAGCUGGUCACCCCAGCUGCAGAUUGCUACCUAGUAGCCAAAAGAGCAAGAAGUCUAUCUCCAGCCAGUUCAAAGCCUCCCUGAACAAGCUGAUGGAGAUGUUGAAUAGCACCACAGCACACUACAUCCGCUACAUCAAACCCAAUGAUGGCAGGCAGCCCUCUGUGUUUGACUCCGGGCAAGCAGUGGAGCAGCUACUAGCCUGUGGGGUCCUGGAGACCAUCUGGAUCAGUGCCUCAGGCUACCCCUCCAGGUGGACCUAGCAGGAGCUCUUAGAGAGGUACAGGGCUCUGGUGAGCAGAGAAGAGUUGAUGGGCACCAAUGAGAAGCAGAUCUGCAGCCUUGCCCUUGAGAGACUGCUUCAAAUAAGGGCUCUGCUUGGGGGGGUGCAGCUGCAGUACCAGAGUAUCCCUUGUGGAUGCUUUUCCCCAUGUGUGGGUGCCCAGUGGUGUACAGAAAUGGGUGAGAUGGGGAGGAACUCAGCCUCCAGAGAGGACCCCAGCAAGUACCAGUGUGGGAAGAGCAAGGUGUUUUUCCAGGCUGGCCAAGUGGCUUACCUGGAGGAGCUGCGGUACCGGUGGCUGAGGGCAGCCUGCAUCUUGCUGCAGAGGCACCUGCAGGGCUGGCUGGCAUGGAGGUGCUUUGGACGGGCAUGUGCCACAGCAGUCUGCCUGCAGCGCCAUGCCCAGGGCAUGUUGGCCCGGAGUGCUGCUACUGCCAGGUGCGGGCAUGCCAGGAAGCUGCAGCGGCUGCGUGUUGAGGCAUGCUCUGUCGAGCACUACAAGCAGCUGCACAAGGGCAUGGAGAUCAAAGUGAUACAGCUGCAGUGCAGGCUGGAUGAGCAGGCCCAGGAGAAGCAGCAGCUCAUGGAGCAGCUCUCAGGGCUGAACACUGCCCAUGCUGAGGAGGUGCAGCGCCUGCAGGCCGAGAUGAGCCUGGAGAAGGUGGCAGUGGAUGAUGACUUGAAGCAUGCAUAUGAUGCAGUACAGGGUGCCAACAGGCUGCUGCCAAGUCAGCUGUGGGAGGAGAAGCAGCAGCAUGAGGAGGAGGUAGAAGGGCUGCAUUUCAACAUCAGCUCACUCAAGCAGCUGAGCCAGCAGCAGGCAGCCCUGAUCCAGGACCUGCAGCGGCAUCAGGGGCAGGAAGGGCUGCAACACCAUGUCCUGCUGCUCAAGGAAGAGAACUGGGAACUGGCCCAGAAGCUGGAGAAGCAGGAGAGGACCACGCUGAAGUUCCAGAAGCAGCUGAGAGCCUAUGCAAAGCAGAUACAGGAGCUCACAGGGUUUAUUUCCAACCGCUGUAAGCACAGUGAUGACUUUGACAUGGUGGUGCUCUGGCUUGCCAACACCUGCCAGUUCCUGAACUGCCUGUGCCAGUACAGCCAGGAUGAGAGCUACUGGCAGGGGAACAUGGCGUGGCAGAAUGAGCAUCGCCUGCAGAACGUGGACCCUCAGAGCUCCUGCUGCAGCCUGGGUGCCCUGGAUGUCCAGCUCUACCAGCAGCUCAUCCGCACUGCUGAGAAGUGCCUCAAACCCAUGAUUGGUAUGGCCUGGGCUUGUGGGUUCCAGCCCAUACAGGGCUUGUCCUCUUCCUGCCCCCCUGGCCACCGCCGGUCCUUGUCAGCCCCUGCACACACCCUGCCUGAGUUGCUGCAGCAGCUGGGCUCCUUCUGUGCAGUGCUGGACUGCCAUGGGCUGGCUCCCAGUGUGGGGCACCAGGCCCUGUGCCAGCUCCUCUUCCUCAUCAGCGGCACCACCCUCAACUACCUGCUGCUGAGAAAGGACACGUGCUCCUGGAGCUGUGGCAUCCAGCUCAGGUACAACAUCAGCCAGCUGGAGCAGUGGCUGUGGGCAGAGGGACUGCAGCAGAGUGGGGCCCAUGAGGUGCUGGAGCCCCUGGUCCAGGCUGCCCAGCUGCUGCAGGUGAAGAAGGUGAUAGAGGAGGAUGCUGGAGCUCUUUGCAGCCUGUGCAUGGUGCUGUCACCCCAGCAGGUUGUGAAGAUCCUCCGGGCUUACACCCCAGCUGUUGGGCUAGAGGAGCACAUCAGCCCCAGCUUCAUCAGCAGUGUUGAGAAGCACCUGCAGGACCAGUAUGGAGGGGGGCCCAGCCAGCUCCUGGUGGACACCAGCCACCUCUUCCCUGUGCAUCUGCCCUUCAUCGCUUCCCCACUGCACCUGGAUGAGCUCUGCAUCCCUGAUGCCCUCAACUUGGCCCUCCUUGUCCACCCCUGAGCCCAGGUCUGUCCCUGGGCCACUACCAGUGCCCCAUUGAGGGGUGUCUGAACCCCCUGACAUGUGGGAAGGCCAUGAAGGCUAGGGGUGCAGCACUUACGUGUGCCAUUAUUCUGGGAAGUUGUUUGUUUAUUGAAACUCAGGUGCCUUGCUUGUGGUACAGCCAAAGCCCUUGGUAGUCCUGCACUGAGGGUUUUGGCCACUCUUUAAUCCCUUGAACUUAAUAAAAGUCUUUGCAGAUAA